Messenger RNA from Drosophila obscura, 3670 nucleotides. Its product is annotated as raf homolog serine/threonine-protein kinase Raf. Gene Ontology annotation, biological process: protein phosphorylation; signal transduction. Lineage: Eukaryota; Metazoa; Arthropoda; Insecta; Diptera; Drosophilidae. Gene Ontology annotation, molecular function: protein kinase activity; ATP binding. The record is from RefSeq and is a predicted model, not a curated record. The coding region runs from base 826 to 3081 and encodes 751 amino acids. The transcript is spliced from 5 exons.
AUAUCGGUAUAUCGGCGGCUUGCCACCAUCUCUAGCGCCUGUAGUAAUUAUCCUUUGAGCAUAGCGAAAACCCUCAAGUUCAAUCAGCUUUAGCUUGCAAGUCCUGUGUCCUUAGUUAGGGCACAGCCGUAUAACAUCUUGUGGAGGACACAACCUUGGUCAAACCAUCGGUAAGGGCCGCCCAGACCACUCAAAGGCCCCAACCAAGCCCAGGACUCUGAAGGCUAGCUGCGCGAAGGUGUCCCGUCCGGCAAGUAAAACACGGGGGGAACGGGGACCCGGGAACGGCGACCUUCAUAUUAAAUAAUACAUGUACAUACCUUAGCGUGCGUACGGGGCCAGUGUGCGUGCGUUUGUGUGUGUCCGCGCGGUCGUGUGUGGGUGCAUUGGAAGUCCAAGAAGAUAUCAAAUAAAAUAAAAUAAAAUAAAAUAAAAGAAAACACACAAAAUAAUAGGCAGUGAUGCAAACAGUUUGAAUAAAAGGUAUUUUGCUGCAAGCCCAAACCAAAGCCAACCAAGUAAAAAAAGGGCAUUGCAGUAAGGCUAAAAUGCAACACCCGCUCCCCUGUCCUGCUGCAUGCGGACGUGGGUGGCAUAGCGGCGCACUCUAAACGCAAGCGCAGACCAUCAGCCGAGCAAAACUAGCAAACAUCCCACAGUCACGGCCAGGGCCACGGCCAAUGCGAAGGUGAAGCCAACAACACCAUCACGAAGAGCGACACCGACACCGAACACCGACUAGAAGGAGAGAACGUAGCAUUGAAGGAAGGAAGGACAGAGGUUCAGGGUCAUGGUCAAGCAGCUGUAGAGCCAGAGAUUGCGACCAUGUCGAGCGAAUCGUCAACGGAGAGCGACAGCGAACUGUACGACCCGCUGGCCGAGGAGCUGCAUAAUGUGCAGCUGGUCAAGCAUGUCACCAGGGAGAACAUCGAUGCCCUGAACGCCAAGUUUGCCAAUCUCCAAGAGCCGCCGGCCAUGUACUUAAUAGAAUACCAGGAGCUCACGUCGAAGCUGCAUGAGCUGGAGGCCAAGGAGCACGAGCUGAUGGAGCAGCUGAAUGCGUUGCAGCAGGAGGACGAUGGCAUUCAGAGUGCGGCGGACCUACAGCAGCAACGCAACUUGGCGGAUAGGGAUCAGCCGCACUACCAGAACCAGACGCAGAUCCUGCAGCAGCAGCGGCAGCUGGCGCGAGGACCUUUGGGCUACCAUGGCAGCGACUUGACCGACAGCCUGAUGUCGAAUCCGGGCUCCGGUAGCACCAGCCAGUGCGGCACGCUCACCCGCCAGCCCAAGAUCCUGCUGCGGGCCCAUCUGCCCAAUCAGCAGCGCACCUCGGUCGAGGUGGUCGCCGGCGUGCGACUCUGCGAUGCUCUGAUGAAGGCGCUCAAGCUGCGCCAGCUGACGCCGGACAUGUGCGAGGUGAGCACAUCGCAUAGCGGGCGACAUAUCAUACCGUGGAACACGGACAUUGGCACGUUGCAUGUGGAGGAGAUAUUUGUGCGGCUGCUGGACAAGUUCCCCAUUCGGACGCAUACGCAGCAUCAGAUCAUACGCAAGACAUUCUUCUCGCUGGUCUUCUGCGAGGGCUGCCGGCGGCUACUCUUCAGCGGGUUCUACUGCAGUCAGUGCAACUUCCGCUUCCAUCAGCGGUGCGCGUCCCUGGUGCCGAUGCUGUGCCAGCCCUUCCCCAUGGACAGCUAUUACCAGCUACUGCUGGCCGAGAAUCCGGACAACGCCCUCGGGUUUACCGGACGCGGCACGGCCGUCCGAUUCAACGUGAGUAGCCGCAGCCGUAGCCGGCGAUGCAGCAGCAGCGGGAGCAGCAGCAGCUCUAAACCUUCUGCAAACCAUCGACAGGGCCGGCCGCCUCGCAUUAGCCAGGACGACCGCUCCAAUUCCGCUCCCAAUGUGUGCAUCAAUAACAUCCGAUCGGUGACCACUGAGGUGCAGCGCAGCCUCAUAAUGCACGCAAGGCCGCCAUUGCCGCAUCCCUGCACGGAUCACUCGAACUCGACCCAGGCCUCGCCCACGAGCACUCUCAAGCAUAAUCGACCCCGUGCCCGAUCCGCCGACGAGAGCAACAAGAAUCUGCUGUCGCGCGAAGACAAGAGCUCCGAGGAGAAUUGGAACAUUAAGGCGGAGGAGAUACUAAUUGGACCGCGCAUUGGUUCCGGCUCCUUUGGUACCGUUUAUCGGGCCCAUUGGCAUGGCCCCGUGGCCGUCAAGACCCUUAACGUUAAGACGCCCAGUCCCACCCAGCUGCAGGCCUUCAAGAACGAGGUGGCCAUGCUGAAGAAGACGCGCCACUGCAACAUUCUGCUCUUCAUGGGCUGUGUGUCGAAGCCAUCCCUGGCGAUUGUCACCCAAUGGUGCGAGGGCAGCAGCCUCUAUAAGCAUGUCCACGUCAGCGAGACUAAGUUUAAGCUGAACACGCUCAUCGACAUUGGCCGGCAAGUGGCCCAGGGCAUGGACUAUCUCCAUGCCAAGAACAUCAUACACAGAGACCUGAAAUCGAACAACAUUUUCCUCCACGAGGAUCUGUCGGUGAAGAUUGGCGAUUUCGGACUGGCUACAGCGAAGACCAGAUGGUCGGGCGAGAAGCAGGCCAACCAGCCGACGGGCAGUAUUCUAUGGAUGGCACCUGAGGUGAUACGGAUGCAGGAGCUAAAUCCCUACUCCUUCCAGUCGGAUGUGUACGCCUUCGGUAUUGUGAUGUACGAGCUGCUGGCCGAGUGCCUGCCCUACGGUAACAUCAGCAACAAGGAUCAGAUCCUGUUUAUGGUGGGACGCGGCCUGCUGCGACCCGACAUGAGCCAGGUGCGCUCCGAUGCCCCACAGGCACUGAAGCGCCUGACCGAGGACUGUAUCAAGUACACGCCCAAGGACAGACCGCUCUUCCGCCCGCUGCUCAACAUGCUCGAGAAUAUGUUGCGCACGCUGCCCAAAAUCCAUCGCAGCGCCAGCGAGCCCAAUUUGACGCAGUCCCAGCUGCAGAACGACGACUUCCUCUAUCUGCCCAGCCCCAAGACGCCGGUGAACUUUAACAAUUUCCAGUUCUUUGGCAGUGCUGGCAACAUCUAAUUUGGGGAUUCGCAACGAGGCGAGGCGUGGCGUAACGUGGCGUGGCUGCUGUACCUGUACUUACAAAACCCUGAAAAUUCCCUGAAGCAAUGAAAAGGGGGAUGCCUAUCCAAAGUGAUCUUUAACUGUUUGUUUAACUGUUUUUUUUCUCUUGGUUUUAUUCCUUCCUGUACAUAACUCGUCCCGUGUGAGCGAGAGACGGAAAGCGAGCGAAUCAGAGGGAGACGGAGACAAAGGACGGACGACUCAGACAUUGAAUCAGACGGAGACGGAAGACGAGUGACGGUGGACGGAGGAGGGUGUCGAGUGUCUCGUCUCUCUCGCACAUGAUGAUAAGUGGACGUGGACGGACCAAAAAAUACCAAUACCUCUGUGCUGCUUCUGCUUAUUCUUCCAAACACCACCCCCUAACCCCCGAACAAAAACUGAUAAACGUGCAUUUCUGUUACUGUUAACUGCAACGCCCAUGUGUAUAUACCUUGCAACAUAAUUUAUAAAAGUUAGGCCCCACAAACUAAACUAAAACUAUGUAAACUAGCUGAUCCACUAGCGAUUACAUUAAACACAUAAUACAUACAAUACUACAAAA